AAGCGUCUUUGGCAACAUGAUCACGAUGAAAGUCAUAAAUAUUUCAGGGACAUAAAAACAUCACUUAACUUCAAAUUAGUUGACCAAGAUUAAUUGUAAACAUCCUUUAGCUCAAAAUCACCAAUAUUCACACAGUUGCACGCAAUUAUGGAAUAGUCACGCAAACUCAUUCAAACAAAAAGUGAGGACUAUGAAUUGUUGCAAUGGCAACAACAAAAACAACAAAUCUAGGGUUGUCUUCCCCUGGUGAAGAAAGAGAGCGGCUUGACCGGCUUUUAAAACUUUUUGACAACAGUAUUGUAUUUGGCCUGAAAGAUAAUAAAGAAGGAGAUACACGUAAAAGAAAAAGAGUUGGAUUCCGUGAUGUUGGAGACGAAGAGGAAGAUGAUCGACCUAAACUUACUCAAAGGGUCAAGACAUUUUAUGUGGAUUCAUGGCCAGAGGUCAAGUUCAAUGCAGACAACACAAUACGACCCCGUUCUAGUAGAUUACUGGGCGGUACACCUAUUACAAUUGAUACUGCUAUAGCUUUACGACAUAUAGUGUAUGGAUCACCAUUUCACUCCUUUAGUCGGGAAUGGAAGAAGUCUACGUUACAGUUUCAAGAUAUUUCUAGUCUGUUUCCAUGGGGACUUCAGACUCACAGGUGUGGAUCUCGUGGAUUGGUGCUUUGUGUGCAAGCAUUUUUGUUGAAGCAUUUAAUUUUUGAAAGAGAAUAUUUUUCUGUGGAACUAGCAAGAAGUGCCUUAAAACCAAAUGAAUUUGAGAGAAAACGUGCAUUAAUUGGUGCUAUAUGUGAGAUGUUGUGGGCUGCAGGUGAAAAGAAACGGUGCUGUAUAUGUCUCUUACAAGACGAUAGGUGUUAUGAUCAAGAUUAUCGUGUAAGGAAUGAUGGGAUGACAGAGAAGUUGUUUUUAUAUGAGUUCAAGAAAUUCCAGGAUCUUCAACUUUUUGUUAAAAGGAACAUUGAACUUUUCCAAUCAGAAGGGAGUAAUGGAUGUAUAUUAUUUCUUUAUAGUUUAGCUCUGUCUAGAACUAUCUACAAAAUUAAAGAAGAUAUACAGUUUACAGAAGAGAGUAAAGACAAACUGUUGACAGACAAUGAGGAGUGUUCACAAGCUCUUAUCAACUUGUUACUGACCGGACAGGCGGUCAAACAUCUACACAAUGGAAAUAUGGUGUAUAAUCAGUUUGGUAAAAUGCUGAUGAAACCAUUGAAAGGUAUAAAACAAAGAAGUCAAAUAGGAUUUUUAUUCUGGGAUAAAACUGAAGAUUCUGAUGCAAAAACUGAGGUUGGUAGCAUGUUAAAGACUCCCAAGUUUCCAAUGUGGAUAACAAACAUUAACGGACAGAUAGGACUAUUGUUCAGUAUAAACCUAGAUCUAGUCAGUGAUUGGAGGAUAGAAAAUAGAUUUACUUUAUAUUACUAUACUGGCUUGCCAAACCAUCCAAAAUGUUUUCUAAAUAUUGAAACUCGACAUGGACGUAAAAUAUGUGGUAGGACAAACUUAGUGAGACUGAAUGAAGAAGGAAAAAUUCCUCAGCUAGAUCAAUGUAUUAUGACAAAAUGGUUUGGGGCAGCUGUCAACUGGAAUGGUACACCUUACUUCUAUUGAACAAGAAUAGUAUACUAUCCUUCUGUGAAAUAAAUGGGCAGUCGAUACUAAGUGUCCUACAAUAAACUCUGCUUGUAACUUCAUGACUUUCAAAUUGAUCAUGUUGUAUUUUAUUUACGCUUCAUUUUGUCAAACAGACGUUUCUCUGCAGUUCUAAUAAUUUAUUUGUUUUGAUUAGAUAAAUACAUGUGCCUGAAACCAAUCUAUAGAAAUUCCUUGAGCAAGGGCUGCCCUAUGUACAGUUUUCUAAUUUCUUAUUUAGUCCAUUUCAGUUUUAAUAUUUUUCAUUUAAGUAGUUUCUGUUUAUUGACAUGAUACUUGGAUGAGUACCAUUUAUUUUUAAAUUCUGGUAAGUUAACUCUCUAUUAAUCUGUCAACAUGAAAUGUUUACAAAAUUUUCAUUGGGUUUUUUUUUCACUUCUAAGCUAUUGUUGGUCCAGCUUUACAGGACUUCAUUAUGAAGAGAGGAGAGGGAAAUCCUCCUCCCCCAUUUCAUAAAAUAAUGUACUGCUGACAAAGUUGUUUGUUUUAAUCAGUUGUUAAGUUUGAGACAUGGUCAGAUGACUGACCAGAAAUUGUUUUUGCUUUAUUUACAGAGUGCAAUUACUGAAUAUUUAUACUGAUUUUGUUACUUUGUAAAUGUGUAACCUUUCCCUUUUUUUAUCAUGUUAAGAUUUAAUUAUUAUAAUAUUAUAGAUGUGAAUCCAUCAAAUCGAGUUGUAAUAGAUAGACUGUUAUGAUAUUUCUCAUCUUGAAAUCUAUUUGAUGAAAUGUCAAAAAAUAGAAACACUUAAAUUAAAAUGAAAGAAUAUGAAAUUUAACUGAACUGUAUUUACUGGAACAAUCUGGAAUAGUGCCAAUUUUAUAUUUUUCAUUUAAAUUGUACUGAACAGUAUUUGGGUGUACUUAGUUUUCUUAAUCUUUACUGUAGUUGGUAUUAUGGCAAAGUAGAAUAUGUUAAGCUCAGGUCUGUUUGAAUUUAUUAAAGACUUGAAAGAAUAUGUUUAGUGUAUUCUUUUUUACAGUCAAGUUAGUGUUUUACAUACAAUUCACAAAGAUUAAGAUUAAAUUCCCCCUUUUGCCAGGCCGGUUGAGUAAAAUGAUGGUGGCCAAAGUAAUAGAUUACAGAAUGAUACUGACUUGAUAUUUAAUAUUUUAAUAGAAAAAUUUGUACAAGAUCUGUCAUAGAAAUAUUUAUCUAUUUCAAUUUAAAUCAAUAUUUAUGUUAAUGAUUAAGUAAUUUUUAUUUUGUUCUUGAUCAGUUUUCAAUCAAAUAUGAAACUGUCAGUGAUUUUAUUCUAUUAUUUUAUCAAAACGUUGUCAGUUAUUAGAAUACCAACAGUGUCCAUUUAUUGGAGUGCAUUCAUUGUCCAUUUCUAAGAUUCAUUAGAUAUAUAGCCAUACUGUUGUGAAAGUGUUUAAAUAAGAAUUGUAUGGAGAUACAAUAUGGAAAGAUAGAAUCUAGUAUUUAUUUGGCAAAUACUCUUUUAGCCUUAUAGAAAAAGUUAGCAGUGUUUUGUUGUUUAGGCCAGUUUUGACACCCUCAAUGUUUGAAGUAAAGACUUCAUACACAUAACCUUGUUGACCCAGAUUUGCAUUCUGUGCAUUCAAACUUAAUUUGAUGACCUUUUUCUUUCAUGAUAAUCACAAGUACAAGUAUAAAUUUCAUAAUAUUUUUUGCAUUUUGCUCAUUAUUGAAGUUUAUAGGGUGACCUAUAGUUGCAGGAAUCCUUUUUUGUUCUAUGAUCCAUUUUGGAUAGAUGUGGUUAUGACAAUCUUACCUUUAUACUUAGUAUAUAUAUAUUAAUGUGACUAAAAAUAAAAAUAAUAUUAAAAGGAGAACCUGACAACAGUUGGGUUUUUUUUUUUCGAAAAUUAAAAUCAUGGUUUUAAAAAGAUACUUUACAAUUACAAUUCAAAUUAAUCAUUUUACUAGUCAGCCAUAAUAUGGGGUUACUUUUGUCCAAUUUUACAUGGAACACUAAGUUUAGAGGCUUGAAUGGGAACUGGACCUAUGUAGACUAGCUUUUAUAAUGAUAAAUAGCAUUUUGUGAUAGAAUAAUAAUGUUCAAAUCUUUCAUUUAACAAGACUUCUAGCAAUCACCCUAGAUUUUGGAAGUUUGUUUUUACUAAAUUCAUUAAUUUGUGUUAUACUUAAAGACAUACACACCCAAGCUCCAUCAAGACUUUAACAUAAAGAGUAGCUAACAUUGUAAUAUUAAACUGGAAUUGUACAUUGAAUGUUUGUAAAUGGUUUCUGUAAAAUUAAAAGAAAAAGUCAUCUU
Mytilus trossulus (common blue mussel) is the source of this 3901-nucleotide messenger RNA. Its product is annotated as inactive ubiquitin carboxyl-terminal hydrolase MINDY-4B-like. The record is from RefSeq and is a predicted model, not a curated record. Gene Ontology annotation, biological process: protein K48-linked deubiquitination. The transcript has 15 exons. Gene Ontology annotation, molecular function: K48-linked deubiquitinase activity; cysteine-type deubiquitinase activity. Lineage: Eukaryota; Metazoa; Mollusca; Bivalvia; Mytilida; Mytilidae. The coding region runs from base 204 to 1616 and encodes 470 amino acids.